This is a messenger RNA of Thlaspi arvense, 360 nucleotides long. NCBI's taxonomy places the organism in Eukaryota, Viridiplantae, Streptophyta, Magnoliopsida, Brassicales, Brassicaceae. The record is from the annotation of a GenBank genome assembly.
AUCAAUUGCCAGGAUAUAGUGUUAGAAGAUGUAGAUAUUACCAAAGCAUUAGUUGAAUAUGUCAAUCAAGAAGUCAUAGAGACUCUGGUGCUUGGUGCUCCUUCAAAAAGUGGACUUUUCAAAUAUUCCAGGAACUGUGGCGAAAAAAAUACCAGAUUUUUGUACAGUAAGAUUUCCUCUGCGCGAUCUGCUUCCCGACCAGCACCUGGUUCCUUUCAAAUUCAAAAUAAUACAUUAAGUGAUACGUCCCAGAUCAGUUUCACAUCCUAUAAUUCUGAGUCACUAUCAACCUCUCAUUUUGGGUCAACUUCAAGCCAUUCAUUCGAUUCACAAAGUAGCUCAUACAAUGAAAUGGACUUC